Molecule: messenger RNA, 771 nt
Organism: Mesorhabditis spiculigera
Lineage: Eukaryota; Metazoa; Nematoda; Chromadorea; Rhabditida; Rhabditidae
Source: the annotation of a GenBank genome assembly
AUGUCGAGAAAGCACCAUGUCCGCUUCACGAAAACAAAAUCCAAAUCAAAGUCAAAAUCGCCGAUGGAAGAAAAGCCGCCAAAGAUGACAGAACGUCUACACGGACAAGUAACGACCAAGGCUAUCGUUUACGGGAAUACGGCUGAGGCUUUUGGCUACAAACGGUAUUUGUUCGACUUUGAAGCUGACCUCAACCCUAGAGAAACGGAUGGGCACACGCACGCGUGGACCGUGUUUGUGAAGCCCUACGAGAAUGAAGACAUGUCGGUCUACGUCCGGAAGGUCCAGUUCAAGCUCCACGAGAGCUACGAGAAUGCAGUACGGACCAUCGACCACCCACCCUUUGAAGUGACGGAGACAGGGUGGGGCGAAUUUGAAGUGCAGAUCAGGAUAUAUUUUGUCGACCAAAAUGAGAAACCGGUGACGGCAUUCCACUAUUUGCGGCUAUUCCAACCCGUUUUUAACGCGGGAGCAGGAAGAAGUGUAGUGGCCGCUGAAUUCUACGAUGAAUUGGUGUUCAAAGAUCCGACACCAAUGAUGCAACGGGCGCUAACCUCUACGUCGGCCAAGAAAGAGCGCAGCAGACGGUUUUAUAAUGACUUUGAAGAUAAGAAGCAACGGAUAGUAGAAAAUGUCGAGCAGGCGAAACAAGAGAUCGGCAAGGAGAUUGAGGACUUGAGAGACGCGCUCCGGGAUGCGUACAAGCUGAUCGUCCAGCAUAGAGAUGAGAUCGAAGGAGGUGACAGUGGACCGGUGACGCCGAAUCCAAAC